AGGGAAGUAAAUCCCCCCGGUCAGACCUGAUAGGAACGAACACAACUAAUGAGAUCUGUUCAUAACCUCCACUGAAUAUCUUCAUUAAAUCUGUUCUUAUUGAAAUCAACAGCAGGAUGAAGAGGACCUUCAUAAUCAUUAUUUUAUUUCUCUUGUGUGCAGGUGUGUUUGGUGAUGAAGUGAAGUCAGUGAAAGUGAUGUCUGGUGAUUCAGUUACUCUAAAAACUGAUCUUACUGACAUACAGGAGGAUGAUGUGAUCUGGUGGAGGUUUGGAGAAGGUGAAUCUAAAAGUCUUUUAGCUGAAAUUGUUAAACAUAAGAUCUGGUAUGCAAGUGGAAGAUUCAGAGACAAAUUGCAGAUAUCGGAUAGUAAGAGCGGAGAUCUCACCAUCAUGAACAUGAAGAUCAAAUACUCUGGACUCUAUGAAGCAGAAAUCAACAUUGCCAAUGGAGCAUCAACAUCAUACAAGAGAUUUAAUGUUAUUAUCAGUGCGUCUCCUCCUGUUAUUCAUUCUGGACCGGGUGACGCAGUGUCUUUUACAGUGAUGGAGGGUGAAUCUGUUACUUUACCCUGUAACGCUCAAACACAAAGAGAUGCUUUCAUCCUGUGGAGGUUUGGAGAUGAAAGGGCUCUCAUCGCUGAAGUUGAUAUAGAGGACAGAAAAACAUCAGUAUAUGAUGGCGCUGAUGGAAGUUUCAAAGACAGAUUGAAGCUGAAUGAUCAAACUGGAGAUCUCACCAUCACUGACAGCAAAUCUAAACACAGUGGACUUUAUCAGCUGAAGGUCAGCAGCAACAAACAGACCUUAUACAAGACAUUCAGUGUUACUGUCAGGGAAGCGGGUUUAUCUUCAGGUGGUAAAGCAGGAUUAAGUUUUUUCUUCCUCCUGGUUAUUGCUGCUGUUAUUGCUGCUGGCUGGUUUUUGUAUCGUCGCAGGGUCUCUGAACUCCAAUAUGAAAUGAAGACUGUGUCAGUGAUUGAGGGAAAGUCUGUCACAUUGAAUACUGAGAUGACUGAAUAUGAUCCCAAAGAUCAUGAAAUACUCUGGAGGUUUGGAGACAAAGGCCACAUGAUCGCUCAGAUUCAUGGAAAGACCAAUGAUGUCUCAUAUGUUGAUGAUGAGAGAUUCAAAAACAAACUUAAUCUGGAUAAGACGACUGGAGAUCUCACCAUCACUGAUUUCACAAUCAGGACCUCUGGAGAUUAUCACAUGGAGAUCACCAGAAGUACGAGAAUUAACAGAUUCACCACAUCUAAGACAUUCAGAGUUGUUGUUCAUGAAACACUAAAUAUCACAGAAGGAAAGUCUGUUGAACUACAGACGGGCAUUUCUGAACUACAGGAUGAUGAUCAGAUACAGUGGAGAUCUGAAGCUAAAGAUGCCAUCAUAGCUGUAAGAAAUGAAAAGAGCGAUGAUGAGAUCUCAAUAAACUGUGAUGAUGAUGAGAUGUUCAAAAACAGACUGACGCUGGACCAUAAGACCGGAUCUCUUACCAUCAAUUACAUUAAAAACUCAGACUCUGGAGUUUAUGAACUACAGAUUAAGAACAAAACUACAACUUCAUAUAAAAAAAUCAAUGUUCUCGUCGGGUACAAAACAUUACAACAUACAGUGGGUGAUUCUGUCACUUUACAAACUGAACUCUCUGAGCUGAAGGAAGUCAAUCAGAUACUGUGGACGUUUGGAGUUAAAAACAUCCGUAUAGCUGAAAUCAACAGAGUCAGCGGUCAUCUGUAUGUAUAUGAUGGUAAUGAUGAGAGAUUCAGAAACAGACUGACACUAAAUGAACAGAAUGGAGAUCUGACCAUCAGAAACAUCAUGAGAGGACAUUCAGAUGUUUAUAAACUGCAGAUCAACAGCAGAUCAGAGAGUAAAUGCAAGAGUUUCAUGCUUACUGUAAACGAGAAAUUGACGGAAAUGCCAGUGAUGGAGGGAGAAUCUGUCAGAUUACCCACUGAUCUUACUCACACACAGAAUGAUGAUCAGAUACUGUGGAUGUUUGGACCUGAAGAAAGUCUCAUAGCUAAAUUUUAUAAGAAAAGUAGUUGGAAGAUAUUUUCUAAGGAAGAGAAGAUGCUUUAUGAUGGGGUCGACGGGAGAUUUAAAAACAAACUAGAUCUGGAUCAGACUGGAUCUCUCACCAUCAGAGACAUUAACACUGAACACACAGGACUUUAUAAACUACAGAUCAUCAGGAACGGAGAAAACACAUACAAGAAAUACAAAGUUUGUGUCGAUGAGAAAUGGACAGAAAUGUCAGUGAUGGAGGGAGAAUCUGUCAGACUACCCACUGAUCUUACUGACAAACAGAAUGAUGAUCAGAUACUGUGGAUGUUUGGACCUGAAGACAGUAUCAUAACUAAAUUUCAUAAGAAAAAGAAAUCGAAUGGUACUGAUGACAAGUUGAGACUUAAUGAUGGUGUUGACUUAAGAUUCAAAAACAAACUAGAUCUGGAUCAGACUGGAUCUCUCACCAUCAGAGACAUUAACACUGAACUCACAGGACUUUAUAAACUACAGAUCAUCAGCAACAAAGGGACAAACUACAAGAAAUACAAAGUUUCUCUCCAUGGUCAAGAAAGAGAGAGUAUGAGAGAUCAUGAGAUGGUGUCAGAGGGGAUUCCUUUACUUCCCAUACAAACUUCACAACAGCAGCAGCCUUCUGAUGUCAUAAACAAAACAGCAGCAGCAGCCACGCCCACCAGAUCAGAGAAGACCAAUCGGAUGAUAGCUUCAAUAAAACCACUAAAGCUGAAGAAAAGAAACAAUGAAUCAUCACAAACUUAACAAUUAAUAUUGUUUGUGUUAAAUUUGUUGUGUGUGGUUUCUGCACCACUAAAUACUUUUAUUAAUCAUUAUAAUCUCCACUAAACACGACUGACAGACAUCAUUGAUAUUGAGAUGUUGAGUUUGGUUUGUGAUGGUAUUGUUGAGUACACAUCUGUAUGUGUUUGUAUCCUGAUAUUCAACCUCCAGAGGUAGAGAGAGUCUGAUGUUGAGAUCAGACACACUGAUGCUGGACAAUAAACUGUUUCCUUUGUACCAGGACAGACUCACAUCUCUCACAUUCAACACUGAACACAACAACACAUAUUUUGAGCUUUCUUCAUCUCUUCUGUGAUUUUUUUUCCUGAUUUUCUUGAUGAUGAACUUUGUGAAGAAUCUUUGCUGAUAAC
Molecule: messenger RNA, 3178 nt
Organism: Paramisgurnus dabryanus
Lineage: Eukaryota; Metazoa; Chordata; Actinopteri; Cypriniformes; Cobitidae
Source: RefSeq, a predicted model, not a curated record